Messenger RNA from Medioppia subpectinata, 463 nucleotides. The record is from the annotation of a GenBank genome assembly. NCBI's taxonomy places the organism in Eukaryota, Metazoa, Arthropoda, Arachnida, Sarcoptiformes, Oppiidae.
AGUACAUAUAAAUAAAUCCACAAAAAAGUGUCAAAUGUCUUCUCCAUCGUCUUUGCCGACAAUGUCUUCGGCAGUAAAUUCACCGCCAAUUGUGGCAAACGUUGAAAUGAGUGGCGAAACGCCAGGAUUUGUGCAAUUCUUUGCCGAUUCCUAUCGCUAUUUCGGUGAUAAUAUCGUCGCUCUAAAGGACUAUAAGAUGAAUGAGUUUCAAAAGGAUAUAAAGUUUUGUUUUGAACGAAUAACACUAUGGGAUGUGUCGGUAAUCAUUGCGCUGACCAUUGUCUGGACUUUGGGACGAUUUCUGGUCACGAAACACAUAUUUAAGCCAAUCGCCUGUUAUUAUGCAUUGUGUAAACCGGACGCCGAGAAGAUGCCAGAGAGCGCGUGGAAGUUCUUCUUCUAUCUGAGCACUUGGUCUUCAAUGGCUUAUAUAAUACUGAUUAAGAAAAAGGCCUCUUAUUUC